Messenger RNA from Dendronephthya gigantea, 3055 nucleotides. RefSeq names its product T-complex protein 11-like protein 1. The coding region runs from base 176 to 1585 and encodes 469 amino acids. The record is from RefSeq and is a predicted model, not a curated record. NCBI's taxonomy places the organism in Eukaryota, Metazoa, Cnidaria, Anthozoa, Malacalcyonacea, Nephtheidae. Gene Ontology annotation, biological process: signal transduction. The transcript is spliced from 7 exons.
AUGGAUACACACGAUACACGAUCAAUAUUCCUUGUGUUCCUUGUGUUUACAUUGUCAAAACGGCACGAAAAUCAGUCGCGCGUGAAAAAAUUGAAAACAAUAACAGUCCUGCGAUUAAAAGGAAUACAAGCUUUGACAAUUUUCUGAAUUUCGAAGAUUUUUACAGAAUUUUUCGAUGGAAAAGGACGGAGAGAAAAACGAUUCAAAUUUGCAAGGAGCGAGGAGCGAAGGAUCGUCCAGUUUUGAAUCUAUUGUUCAGAAUAUGGCCAUAGCUCACGAAAUGGCUUUGAACUCCGAUUUUAAAUUGAACGAGGCGGCUUCAGAUUCUUUCGAAGGGCAAGUGAAAAAAAUCGUUCAUCAAGCAUUUUGGGACAUCCUACAAGAAAGCAUCAGCCAAGAUCCUCCAAAUUAUGAACAUGCGAUUAAACUCCUGGCAGAAGUGAAGGAGACGCUACUCUCCCUUACCUUUGAACACAACCACAGUCUAAGGGAACGGAUCAACUCCGUACUCGACAUCGACUUGAUCAAACAACAAAGUGUGCAUGGCAAUGUGGACAUCCCUGGCUAUGCGAACUUCAUCAUUCAAACGAUGUCCAGAAUAUGCGUGCCAGCGAGAGAUGAAGACAUUAGGAAACUGAGCACCGUCGAAGACGGCCUGGUGGCACUGUUCAGGGAGAUAUUCCGCGUUUUGGACCUAAUGAAAUUGGACAUGGCCAACUACAGACUGUCUGUUCUUCGACCACAAAUCGUGCAACAAUCAGUUGAAUACGAAAGGCAAAAGUUCAAAGAGUAUCUGAAAGCAAACCCAAACGGUCUACUCUCCACCGAACAGUGGAUAAAAAAGGGUCACGAUGUGGCCAGAAGAGAGCUUAAUGCUUCUGAUGAUCCUGUAGGGAUAGACGGUGAUCGUUCAGGAGCCUCUUGCGGUAACGAUGGUCGCGAAGGGACGACGAAUGUGGGAUUAGUGGACGUAUGCAGGCAUUGCUAUAGUGGAAUUUUGUUAGGUGAAGGAAACUUUCCAUUCCCAGAGACUCUAUUCAUGGACAGUUAUCGCGUAGCUGAGACGAGGCUUUCUGCGCAGUGCCUGGUCAAAGUUGUAUCGGUCAUUGCCGUUACGUUGAACAUCGUGGGAAAACAUUUAGCAUCGGACGCUGAAUAUAAGACCACGUUAAAGGAAUCUGUAGCAGUUCUACUAAAGGACCUACGAGAAAGUGACCUGGCGAAUGCUUUUCCAAAUAUAUGCGAGCAGGUCAUCAAAGAAACGGACUCAUUCUUAUCAAAGAGGGAGCUGGCAAGUUUGGAUGAAGAGAAAACGAUCGUGUUAAGACAACAAAUUAUGAAUUUGGCGGAAGACGGGAACAACAUUUGUCAGCUAUUCAAAAAACGGAUGUACGAUUUCGUGAAGAACGGAUUGCUCCAACCCAAUGCCUCGAACACGACCCCAGCAACUGUGCCUGCAACACUUGCGGACAUCGAACAUGAACUACUUGAUAUAUGGAAGAAAUUUGGACACCUUGUCUCACACAAUUACGCGGUAUUUGGACCAUUUUACGAAGAAAUCUUGAAGAAUAUUUUAUCCUCGUAACAUGCAUGUAUGACCGCGCGCGCGUUUUUACAUGUAAUUUUAACCAGGGCGCUCAUAUAGUUAUUUGCUAUAUAUAAGCGCCCUGGGACGAGAAGAGACAUGUAACAUGUUAAGAGGAGAUAUUUUUCUAUGUCGCGUAAUAUAUGCUCAAAACCUCAGUUAUAUCUUUAUAAAACAGCGCUAAAAUUUUCAGCAUUAAAAAUGUUUUGCACACCUGAAAAGCAUCCACAAAGUAUGGCUACUGUAUAAUCUCAAAAUAUUGUGAAAAUGAAAAGAUUUCUCGGGAUACGCCGAGAAGAAAAUGACACUUGAGUCGAAGCUUCUUUUGCAUUCAUUUCAGUUAUAAUGGCGUUGACAUUGUAACAUUGUUGCAGCCGCCACAUUAUAUUUUGUAAUAACUCCUUUGUUUGGUGUUUUGCAUUCACCAAAUACAGUUCAAAACUUAGUUCACAACAUGAUCUAAAGAAUAACGGUAAAAUAAAUGGAUUUUGAGUGGUACGCCGAAAAGAUUUUAGAUUUUGAGCGUUUUCCCGCCAAAAUACGCGACAUAAUAAAAAAUCUCCUCUUAAUUAAAAUCAGGAAUAGCUACUGUGUAUACAGCAAACAGCACUACAUUGUCAUUAGCCAUAGAAAAUGUAUCAUAUAUUAUAGGUUCAGCUGAGUGUAUUCUCAAGCUAAAAAACUCAUUUCACUCAAACUGAUCGAGUAGGAGAUCAAUCACGUUUUCAACUUUUCUAAGUGAGAACAUAUUUCACUCGAGUCAGAGCAUGAUAUCAAUGUUUACCGCCAUAAAUCAUAAUCUUGAAAUUCGCAAUUGAGAACAGAAAAAACUCGUCUUGUAGUUGAAAGCUGAAACACAAUUUCUAGGUCAUGCAGGCACAUGCACUCAGCAUGGGGAGUGAGAUUUUUAAAAUACUGGCAGUUAUUGAAAUUGAAAUUUUAGUCGGAUCAACGGAUUUUUUUAUAAGAUGUAGUUACUCGUACUGCAUUACGUGCAUGGCCCUAUGAGUAUCUGUUAAACGGGCAACGUUUGACUUGCUCUAAACAAUACAAUAUCUUGAAUUCUUGAUAUUAAUUAAGAACUCUUCUACGACAAGUAUUUAGACAAAUUCAUUGCUUUCAUGCAUGCGAAGGCUAAGCUUUUCAAAAAAAAACAGCCAAGUGAAUUACUUAAUCGCAAAUAUAGGCCACAUCACUAAUACAUACUAGUAACGUUACUACCUAAAUAAUGUACUAAUAUAUAUUUAAAGUGAAUAUAUUUGUAAUAUAUUUGCCGAAGUGCAAAAUGUUAGAAGUUUAAACUACAGUAAAUAGAGGGAAUUUGAAUGGGGAAUAUGUGUAUAUAUCUUUACAUAAAAAAAUACAUGCACAAGCAAGUCUUGAUGACUGAUGUUGAGAGCUUGAAAACUCGCAAAUGCCUGGUAUUAAUGCUAAUAUAAUGCUGGCUUAAUAUAAAUUAUUGAAAAUAUA